UCUCUCUCUUUCUCUCGCUCUCUUAAAAGGCCACCAGACAUCUGACUGAUAAAGAUACUGUUAAUGGUUGUGUCAAGGCAACGAGGGGUAGAUGGAAAAUAUCUGACAGUGGAAAUGCUGAAGAGAAAAGACAUCCUGGCACUUAUUUUGAUUGUAUUUCCGUGGACUUUGCUCAUCAAGUUUUGGCAGCAACAUUCUGACAACCCUUUGCCUCCAUCUCAAAGGGCUGACAGAUCAGUUCACAGAAGAUGCUUCAGACUUCAAGAAUCCUGCAUCACACAGAACACCCAAAUCACUGAAGUCACCCGGACGAGGUACAUAUACAGCCGCCUGCUGCCCUGGUCUGAUGCGCUGCCCACUCUUCACGUAAUAACGCCGACCUACAGUAGGCCCGUUCAGAAGGCGGAGUUAACCCGCCUUUCUAACACCCUUCUCCAUGUGCCCAACCUGCACUGGUUAGUUGUGGAGGACUCUGCGGGGAGGACGGCGCUGGUGUCGAGGCUGCUGGAGAACUCAGGGUUGAAUUACACCCACCUAAACGUAGAGACACCUCGGAACCUCAAAGUGCGAACGAAUCCCAAAGAACGGAGGAUCCCGCGCGGCACCAUGCAGAGGAACCUGGCUCUUCGCUGGCUCAGGAGAAACAUCAACCUGAACUCUGGUCAUAAAGGGGUCGUCUACUUUGCAGAUGAUGACAAUGCCUACAGCCUGGAGCUGUUUGAGGAGAUGCGCUGGACUCGUAAAAUAUCUGUGUGGCCGGUCGCCUUUGUCGGAGGUCUCCGGUACGAAUCGCCCAAAAUCAACUCUCUGGGCAAAGUGUCCGGAUGGAGGACGGUGUUUGACCCUCGUCGACCUUUUGCUAUCGACAUGGCAGGGUUUUCUGUGAAUUUACAGCUCAUCCUCGGCAAACCUCAAGCAUACUUUAAGCUCCGGGGAGUAAAGGGUGGAUACCAGGAGAGCAGUUUGUUACAGGAUCUGGUCACUUUGUCUGACCUGGAGCCCAGAGCUGCCAACUGCACUAAGGUGCUGGUUUGGCACACCAGGACAGAGAGACCUGUGCUUGUGAAUGAAGGUAAAAAGGGAUUUACAAAUACCAGUGUUGAAAUAUGAAAAACUUCUGCAUGAAUAACUUAUAGCAUUAGAAGUUUGACUUUGUUGAACUUCUUGAACUCACUGGAAUAUGAGUAUUUCAAGAUACUCAACAACACUCCAGCACUUUACUCUUCUUUACAUGUGGAACGUUUUUUCUCAAUUUCUUAAAAUGACAUCCAAGAUGUGGAUUUUCACGGCUCUGUCGAGAGCUGCACAGUUCUGUCA
This is a messenger RNA of Triplophysa dalaica, 1317 nucleotides long. It is a transcript of the gene b3gat1b, whose product is annotated as beta-1,3-glucuronyltransferase 1 (glucuronosyltransferase P) b. Gene Ontology annotation, biological process: carbohydrate metabolic process; chondroitin sulfate proteoglycan biosynthetic process. Gene Ontology annotation, cellular component: Golgi membrane. The coding region runs from base 64 to 1110 and encodes 348 amino acids. The record is from RefSeq and is a predicted model, not a curated record. Lineage: Eukaryota; Metazoa; Chordata; Actinopteri; Cypriniformes; Nemacheilidae. The transcript is spliced from 5 exons. Gene Ontology annotation, molecular function: galactosylgalactosylxylosylprotein 3-beta-glucuronosyltransferase activity.